AACCCCCAACCUGAAAUGAAAUACAUGAUCACAAUGGCUGACAAAUCAACCAAGCCAGCAAAACGCUUAUCCACCGAUUCAACCAACUCUCAUGAGGGAGCUACGGCAGGAGAAAUAAGUGCUCUGGAAGAGGCCUUCAGAAAAUUUGCUGUCCAUGGUGAUACGAGAGCCACAGGAAAAGAAAUGCACGGGAAGAACUGGUCAAAGCUGUGUAAAGACUGUCAUGUGAUAGAUGGGAAGAACGUAACAACCACAGAUGUUGACAUCGUCUUCAGUAAAAUCAAGGGAAAGUCCCUCAGAACAAUUACUUUUGAUCAGUUUAAGGAAGCUCUUCAAGAACUCGCCAAGAAGCGAUUUAAAGGCAAGAGUGAAGAGGAGGCACUUCAAGAAAUGUAUAAACUAAUUGAAGGAAAAGGCCCAGUUAUAUCUGGAGUAACGAAAACCGUUUCAUCUCCAACUGUAUCACGCCUUACAGAUACUUCAAAAUUCACGGGUUCUCACAAAGAGAGAUUUGAUGCCAGUGGGAAAGGAAAAGGCAGAGCUGGCCGAGAAGAUCUGGUGGAUAACUCAGGAUAUGUAUCUGGUUAUAAGCAUGCAGGCACAUACGAUCAUAAAGUACAAGGAAACAACUCCAGAGGCGAUUAAAAACAGCACAGCUUCCCAGGAGACACAAUCUAGUUUUCUUCCCUGAUGCUACUGUGAGCACAAGACAUUUCAAAGGAACACAUGCAAACAAGAAGGAAAUAAAACUAUCUUCUCAAAA
Manacus vitellinus (golden-collared manakin) is the source of this 763-nucleotide messenger RNA. RefSeq names its product tubulin polymerization promoting protein (gene TPPP). Gene Ontology annotation, biological process: microtubule polymerization; microtubule bundle formation; positive regulation of protein polymerization. Lineage: Eukaryota; Metazoa; Chordata; Aves; Passeriformes; Pipridae. Gene Ontology annotation, cellular component: microtubule. The record is from RefSeq and is a predicted model, not a curated record. Bases 16 to 645 code for a protein of 209 amino acids. The transcript is spliced from 5 exons. Gene Ontology annotation, molecular function: tubulin binding.